AUGUCGUCUAGCGGAAAUGUAUCGGUGCUCUUGCUCACAGCGAAGUCCAAAGUCGCACCGAAAGGAACCGAGAAACUUGACCCUACUAUGCACUUGCCUCGUAUCGAGCUCUGCGGAGCACUUUUCCUGAGCCACUUGUUUGAAAAGGUGGAAAGCAGUCUACAAAUUAUAGCCCGUCCAUUCUUCUGGACUGACUCAACGAUUGUCGUCCACUGGUUGGCCGCAUCGCCGUCUCGCUGGAAGAAAUUUGUUGGCAACCGUGUGGCUGAAAUCCAGCAAAUCACUGCUUCCGUUUCAGGCAUCGAGAAUACAGCAGAUGUGGAAUGCCAGCAAUGGAGCUGGUGGAACACACGCUGUGGUGGCAAGGACCCCAGUGGUUGCAACAACCUAACAGAUUUUGGCCCGGUCUAUCUCGUUCGCUUGGUUGCCUACAUGCGAAGAUUCUGCAGCAAUACGAAGAAGCAUAACCAAGAAACCAAGAGAUCCAGACUCCUAUCUACGGUUGAAUUGGAAAACGCGCUGGUCAAUUUGGUCAAACUUGCCCAGCCAGAAUCGUUCGUGGAAGAUCUGCACUCCGUCCGCACCACCGGUCAAGUGAAGUCUACGUCAAAGCUGAAGGCACUAUCUACAGUGCUAGUAAAUGGUGUUCUUCCCACGAGAGGUCGCCUCAACAACGCAACGAUAUCGUAUGCUCAAAAGCAGCCUAUGAUCCUGGAUAACAAGCAUCCGUUCACUCUUCUAGUUGUUUGGUAUUAUCACCUUAGUCAUCUGCACGCUGGACCUACGCUUCUCAUAGCCACCGUUCGUGCUAAGUUUUGGCCUCUCCGGCUGCGUGAUGUUGUACGGAAAGUCACGCACGAAUGCAUCACCUGCUUCCGCAACCGUCCAAGUUUCAACUAUUAG
This is a messenger RNA of Ochlerotatus camptorhynchus, 903 nucleotides long. RefSeq lists its product as uncharacterized. NCBI's taxonomy places the organism in Eukaryota, Metazoa, Arthropoda, Insecta, Diptera, Culicidae. The record is from RefSeq and is a predicted model, not a curated record. The transcript has 2 exons. Bases 1 to 903 code for a protein of 300 amino acids.